Anopheles nili is the source of this 6759-nucleotide messenger RNA. RefSeq names its product fatty acid synthase-like. The coding region runs from base 1 to 6759 and encodes 2252 amino acids. Lineage: Eukaryota; Metazoa; Arthropoda; Insecta; Diptera; Culicidae. The record is from RefSeq and is a predicted model, not a curated record. Gene Ontology annotation, molecular function: oxidoreductase activity; phosphopantetheine binding; 3-oxoacyl-[acyl-carrier-protein] synthase activity. The transcript is spliced from 5 exons. Gene Ontology annotation, biological process: fatty acid biosynthetic process.
AUGAAGACUGUCAGCUCUUCCACAAGUGAACCGAUCGAAUCCGAGAAAUCGAUCGUCAUUUCGGGCAUAUCUGGAAAGUAUCCGCGAUCCAACAAUGUGCAAGAAUUCGCUCACAACCUGUACAACAAGGUUGAUCUUGUCGACGACAAGGAAGAACGCUGGCGACAUACGCACCCGGACAUUCCGAAACGCCUCGGUAAAAUGAACAACCUUGAAAAGUUCGACGCAGAGUUCUUCGGGUACUGCUCCAAGGAAGCGCAUACCAUGGAUCCUCAGCAACGUUUUCUGCUGGAGCACUGCUGCGAAGCGGUCCUGGAUGCGGGACUGCAUCUGGACGACUUGCGUGGCUCGAAAACAGGUGUGUUUAUUGGCAUUUCCAUAACCGAGACAGACACCUACUGGACGUACAAGCAAUGUCGCAUGUUCUACAAACAGGAGAUGAUCGGCUAUAUGAGAAGUUUGCUUGCUCCUAAAAUAGCUUAUGCUUUGGACCUGAAAGGACCCACCAUAGCGGUAGAUACCGCCUGUAGCAGCUCAAUGUACGCGCUCGAUGUGGCCUGUAAAGCGAUCCGCAGUGGGCAAUGUGACGCGGCUUUUGUGGCCGGAACCAAUUUGACGCUCCAUCCUUACAUCACGCUUCAAUUCGCGCUGCUCGGAGUGUUAGCAAUGGAUGGCCUGUGUCGACCGUUCGAUAAAAAUGCGUCUGGUUAUUCUCGUUCUGAAGCAAACGCAGUGAUCCUGCUUCAGAAGGCCAAGGAUGCGAAGCGUAUCUACGCGCACGUUGUCAACACCAAAACGAACUGCGAUGGGUACAAACUCGAGGGCAUUACAUUCCCGUCGAACAAGAUUCAGAAACAACUGCUUGACGAAUUUUACGCUGAGGUGCCCUAUGACCCAAAGGACAUCAGUUAUGUGGAGGCGCAUAGUACGGGUACGAUCGUUGGGGAUCCGGAGGAAUGUGACGCCAUCGAGAAAGUGUUUUGUGCUGAUAGAAGCGGUUCGCUGCUGGUUGGAUCGGUCAAAUCGAACAUCGGACACUCGGAGGCCGCCGCUGGUCUUUGCUCCGUCACCAAGUGUAUAAUUGCGAUCCAGAACUCCCUUAUUCCACCGAACAUCAACUACACGGAACCCCGAACCGACGUUCCAUCGCUGCUGAACGGCCAUCUUAAGGUAGUGGACAAAGCUACGCCCCUCGAAGGUCCUUUGGUUGCGGUCAAUUCCUUCGGUUUCGGUGGAGCCAACGCUCACGCACUGCUGUACACGUCUACGAAGAAGAAGCCGCAGGAUGCGUCUCCUUCCGAUGCGCUCCCACGAUUGGUAGUAUGGAGCGGUCGAACGGAGGAUGCGGUUGAGCACUUUUUGGUAGAGCUGGCAAAGCUAAAGUUCGACACCGAGCUGUACGCGCUAACUCACAACAUCCAGCGGAAGAAAAUCGCCAACAUGACCUCCCUGGGGUAUGCGAUAUUCAACCGCGGUGUUGACGGUAACGCGGUGCUCAUGCAAAAGAGUUUCUCAAAGGCACGUAAAACCAUCCCCCCGUUUGCGAUCAUUUUCGGUCAGAUAGAUUACGAUUGGCAGACGACGUUCCGUGCAUUCGAGAGGUUUCCCCAGUUCAAAACAUCCGUGGAGCAGUGCAUGAACCUGUUGAAGAAUCCCGAGUACGAUUGCAUCUUCAACAAGGAGCUGCAGUCAAGCACGUUGCAACGGGUAGUAUGGACACUGAUUUUGCAGAUCAGUGUAUACCACAUGCUGCACACUAUCGGUCUAGUGAUAGAUCAGUACGCAGGCUACUCCGUCGGGCAAAUCACGUGUGCAUACAUCGAUGGUGUGCUAUCGCUGUCGGACGCCAUACGAGUUGCAUUCGCGCACGGUGUCUUGCUUUCAUCGUACAACAACCCGGAAACGUUUAACUAUCGCGAUAUUAUCACAAACAAGGAACUUAACAGCAAACUGAUGGAGGUUCUGCAACCGUUUUCAUCCCUUGAGCCGUCAAAGAAGUGGAAAACCGCAACGACAGUGUUAUCGUUCCGUAUCUACGACCCGAAAAGCGCCAACCAGCUGUUCAACAACAUAGACAGCGAUGCCGUGGUGUUGCAACCGCUUCCGUCGAUUCAAUCUACGGACGAUAUUGUCAAGAGCUUCCUGGGCACUAUAGGAAGGGCAUUCCUUUACGGUCAACAUUGCAACUUGCUGGAUCUCUUUCCACCGGUCAGUUUCCCGGUGUCCCUGGAAACCCCCAUGAUAGCCCCGCUUAUCCGCUGGGACCACACCACGAACUGGCACGUGCCGAACUUUCAAAUGAGAAAGAUGUUUGCGCACGGAUACAACGAGUGCACCGUUUCGCUUGCGCAUCAGGAAUACAUAAACGGUCAUUGCAUCGAUGGGCGGGUGUUGAUACCUGCCACCGAAUACCUCUAUCUUGUGUGGGACACCUUCACCAGCAAGAUUGGUAAAAUUCCGGACGAAGUGUCCGUACAAUUUACGGAUAUUGAGUUUUUGCGUGCGACAACAAUUACGGGUGACCAAAUCAUCACGCUGUUAGUCGAUACUAAUUGCGUCAGUGGCAGUUUUGAAGUGUCCGAAGGAUCCACUCUUGUCGUGAAGGGCAAGAUACAGUGCCUGAAUGGACUGGAAUUACAGACCAUCCAGCAACAAAACACUCAUAAAGUAGUCCUUCCAACAAAGGAUUUCUACAAGGAGCUGCGGCUGAGAGGGUACCACUAUGGCGGGUUCUUCAAAUCCGUUAUCGAAUCCGCUAGCGAUGGAUCCUUCGCUGUAAUCGAAUGGAAAAACAACUGGACGGCACUGUUAGACUGCAUGCUGCAAGUGGCCAUUGUUGCGCUGGACUCUCGAUCCUUAGCCAUUCCAACGCGCAUUGAUUCAAUCAAGAUCGAUCCCAUACAACAGAAACAAUCCCUACAAACCAACGACAAAGGAGUUUCCAGCUACAAUAUAUAUUUCGAUCGACAUCUCAAUAUAUUGCAAAGUAGCGGCAUUGAGAUACGAGGGCUCAAUGCAAGUACCAUUGCAAGACGUUUUCCUCCGGGAGUUCCUGUACUUGAGAGUUACAAGUUUUAUCCCUACUUCUCGCAACAACCGAUUCUUCCAGCCGAAGCUGUUUCUAUCAUCACUCAAAUAAUACUCGAUAAUCAGUUAACAACGGCAUUCGCCGUCACAGAAAUGCACUCCGCGACAAGAGAUCCCAUUCUUGCGCUGUUUGGAGAUGCCAUUGGAGAUUUGCCCUUGGUGAAAGCCCACCUAACACUUCUCUCCAAUAUCAAACCCGAACCGAUACCGAACGUCACAAUCUCGGAGGAUAAACUCAUGAAGCAGCGGAACGUGUUGCUCCUCAUUUGCGAGAACCUUUUCUCGGACGACGAGUUCAUUUCUGAUGCAAUCAACUGCCUCUCCGAUCAAGGAUUUAUUCUUCUCCGUGAAGCUCCAGGCUACCAUCUCCAGGAUAUCCAUCGACGACUGCAGCUCGUCAGUAUCAUCCCUGUAGAAGGCGAGACAUUCCUGCUUCUUCAGCAGAAGAAGUCCGCCAUGAAUACCUCUGCCGAGGCGCACGUUAUCAAUGUAUCUUCCAGCGAUCCUACUCUCUCGUGGCUAUUGGAAUUGAAACAGGAACUCAAAACGAAACCCAUCAUCCUCUACACCCAGCAUGAUCCUUCUUCUGGCAUCAUAGGACUGGUAAAUUGUAUUCGAAAGGAACCCAACAGCCAGAACGUGUCAUGUUUCUUCAUCGACGACUGCAGCGCUCCUCCGUUCGAUCCUACCGAUCCGUUCUACAAAUACCAAAUCGACCUCGGCUUAGCGAUCAACGUCUAUCGUAACGGACAGUGGGGAUCGUAUCGCCACUUCAAGAUAUCCGAGCAGCCAAUCUGCGAGCCUACCACCAACCAUUGCUUUGCUAAUUGCGUCAAACCUGGCGAUCUUUCGUCCUUCACAUGGAUGGAUGGUCCGCUGAACGAGCAACCGCCUACUGGUCCAUUAGUCCGAGUUGUCUAUAGUUCCCUGAAUUUCAGAGACGUCAUGAUUGCUUCCGGAAGGCUCACUGUUGAAACAUUUUGUAUCGACCGAUUACAACAAGAAUGUGCGCUGGGACUCGAAUACUCCGGGGUAACGGAUUCUGGAAAACGUGUUAUGGGAAUCAUAUCCGCAGGCUCCAUGGCAACGAAGAUCGAAGCAGAUCCGCUCUUCACUCUGGAUGUUCCCGAUGAUUGUACCUUGGAGCAGGCUGCAACCAUUCCCACGGUAUACGCUACAGUGUACUCGGCGUUCUUCAUUUGCUCCCAGAUUCGCAAGGGCAACACAAUCCUUAUUCAUGCUGGCACGGGUGGCAUCGGUUUGGCUGCCAUUCAGGUUUGCUUAGCCUAUGGCCUCGAGGUUUUUACCACCGUUAGUACCAAGGAAAAGAAGGACUUCCUGUUGAGCUACUUCCCUGGCCUCAAUCCUAAAAACAUUGGAAACUCUAGAGACAUCACCUUCGAGACACUCGUCAAGGAACGCACCAACGGACGAGGUGUUGAUUUCGUACUCAAUUCCUUGUCGGAGGAAAAACUGCAAGCUUCCAUUCGCUGUCUGGCCAGAGGAGGACACUUCCUCGAGAUAGGAAAGUACGACAUGAUGAAGGACUCCAAAAUGACAAUGUCCUUCUUCCAAAAGGGAAUUACGUUCACUGCCGUGCUUGUCGAUUUGAUGUUCAAGGAAAAACGAGACCUCAUGCAAACUUUACACAAUCUUAUGGUACAGGACAUGUCCAAAGGCAUCAUAAAACCACUUCCCACAACCGUGUUCAAGGCACAAGAAAUCGAACAAGCUUUCCGUUACCUAGCAACGGCUAAGCACAUUGGUAAAGUUGUUUUAAAGAUCCGAGACAACGAAAACGAUCUCGCGUCCGUACCACUCUCCUAUCUUCCUCGAUUGUACUGCAACCCUGAACAGAGCUUCGUCAUUGCCGGAGGUCUUGGGGGUUUUGGACUCGAACUGGCCGAUUGGCUUAUCAUCCGUGGCUGCCGAAAACUGUUGCUUAGCUCAAGCAGAGGAAUCACCAAACCCUAUCAACAGUAUCGUGUCAACUUAUGGCAGUCGUACGGAGUUCAAGUGCGCAUUUCUACGGAGGACAUUUCCACCGAAAAAGGAUGUCGUCAACUGCUCCAGCAAGCUAUCCAAAUGGGACCCAUCGCUGGAAUCUUCAAUCUUGCCGUGCAGCUGCGAGACGCUAUCAUCGAGAAUCAGUCCGUGGACAAGUUCUCCGAAUGCCUUGCCCCUAAGGCGACCGCUACACAUCAUCUCGAUCUGAUCAGUAGAGAGCUGUGUCCCAUGUUGAAACACUUUGUCGUGUUCUCCAGCGUGUCAUGUGGUCGUGGAAAUGCGGGACAAUCCAACUACGGCAUGGCCAACUCCAUCAUGGAGCGCAUCGUUGAGCAUCGUGUUGCGCAGGGUCUACCCGGAAAAGCCAUCCAGUGGGGCGCGAUCGGCGAGGUCGGUAUCGUAGCCGACAUGCAGGAGGAUAAAAUCGAUAUGGAAAUAGGCGGAACACUGCAGCAGCGUCUCUCAUCCUGUAUCCAGGUGCUCGAUCACCUGUUAUCGACCGACGAUCCGAUCGUAGCCAGUAUGGUCGUUGCCGAGAAACGCAGCUCAAGCGGUGGUGCUAAAAACAUCGUCGAAGCCGUCAUGAACAUCAUGAACAUUCGCGACAUGAAGUCCGUUUCCGUCGAGAGCACUCUUGCCGACAUCGGCAUGGAUUCGUUGAUGGCCGUCGAAAUUCGACAAGUUCUGGAACGUGACUUUGAUAUCAUUCUUACGCCUCAGGAUCUUCGUACACUCACCUUCUCCAAACUACAGAAGCUUGCUGAUGCCAAAGCUGAGACCGAGACUGCUGAGGCCCCUACACAACAGUUGCAACUCGAGGAUUUAUUGGCCAGCUUCGGUGAUGAGGCCGCAAGCCAUCAUACCGUACUGCGAUUGCCUUCCAAAUGCAACGAUCUCGAGUACGAUCGGGCCGUGCUCUUCAUACCGGGUAUUGAGAGUGUCUGUAGUCCGGCCUGGACGAAGAUCGCCUCUGAAAUUGACGCACCUACAUUCGUGCUACAGACCUUCGCUAAGGCUACCGAUGAGCACACCAUUCAGGGUAUCGUUGAUAGCGUGUUCGACGAGAUGUUCGAGACGGUAUUCGCCAAGGCAGAACAGUUUUUGGUCAUUGGAUAUUCCUUUGGGGCGCUGUUGGCCCUGGACGUUGUGAAGCGACUCGAAGCGCGAUCUAUUCGUGGCAAAUUGAUUCUUAUCGAUGGCUCACCGAUGUAUCUCCAGCGUUUUGCCAGCCAUCAUCUAUCCGGGUUCGAUGAUGAACACUUACAAAUGACCGUUCUCACUCUCGUCCUAUCGUUUGUUUUCCCCACGGCAACCCAUGAGAUCAUCAAACCGAUCAUGGAUAAAGCAACGUACGUGGAACGGGUGGAAAAGUUGAUGGUGGUUGCGCGGGAAUCGAAUCCUUUUUCCGAAGAGUACGCACGCAAAAUGAUGCGAAUUUUGUUCUACAGAAUGAAGGCAACGAUGAACAUGAGCACGGAAGCAAAAGAAAAGAUUGCAUCCACGCUCGUUCUUAUACGAUCUAGCAUGAUCGGAGACAUCGAGGAAGAUUACGGUUUGAGCGAAUUUACCACUGCUUCAAUGAUUGUAAAGAUCAUCGAUGGCACACACCAAACAAUGCUGGCCAAUCCGGAGCUCAUCGAGAUCAUCAACAAGGAUACGCUAUGA